Molecule: messenger RNA, 8014 nt
Organism: Megachile rotundata (alfalfa leafcutting bee)
Lineage: Eukaryota; Metazoa; Arthropoda; Insecta; Hymenoptera; Megachilidae
Gene: Chd1
Product: chromodomain-helicase-DNA-binding protein 1
Biological process (GO): nucleosome organization
Cellular component (GO): chromatin; nucleus
Molecular function (GO): ATP-dependent chromatin remodeler activity; chromatin binding; ATP binding
Source: RefSeq, a predicted model, not a curated record
UUUUCUUCCUUUUCCGGUAUGACGUGCCACGGGUGUUUGGGUAAUAUUUUGCGUCUUUCAUUCUCUGUAUAAUACAUUAGUUUCAACGUCUGCAAAAAUACAAGCUGCUUUUCAUUGGACCGGGUAAACUCAUUUCUUUUACUAGAAAUCAUUUUUCUACACAUAAAACAUUAAGUACUCUAAUAUCUCAAUUGAAUAAAUUUUCUCUUUUGUCUCUACCCAAUCUGAUGGAAAACGACAGCUUCUAGAUACUAAGUUGCUUUAUAAAAAUUUGUAUUCGUUUUGCAUGGUGACACUGUCAACAGUCGUGUAGUUACGCACUGUUCAGUUACAAUUCAUCAUUACGGAUUUGUAAUUAUAUGGUGAUAAACGAGAUUAUGUCUCUGAGCUCAAAUAGGAUAUCCAUUUACAAUAUUUAUAAAAAUUACACUUUUAUACAUAUCACGUUGAAAGUUCAAAUUUUAUCGGCAUAAUAUUCUACUUAAAUAAUUCAGUUCUUUUGAGGGUUUAACAUAAAAAUUUGCGCAUCAUAAGUACAGAACGUGAAAUCUAUCAUAAUGAACUGCACUGCAUGAUUUGCUUGAUCGUUGUAAUUGCGCAUACACAAAGCAAUCGAAAAACCAUCGCCAGGCAUUCUGGGUAAAAUUUCUGUGAGUAAUCAAAAUGGCUGUCGCAGAACGAUUUCCGUUUUGUAACUACGUUUCAACGGAAUUCGUAAAAAUUUUACUUUAGGUGAAGUUUUGUCGAACGAAGUUGAAACGCGUAGAUAUAUAUUUUAUAUUAUACAUGUUUUUUCCAGAUUAUUCGCAAUAUUGUUUACGAAAGAUAUUAAUUUUUAUUACAUUUACAGGGCGUUCGUUUUGCGAGGGGUGUAGAUGAAAGGAGGGGCGGGGGAAGCGCGCGCGCGUUGCAUGAUGGGUCGGCGGUCGGGAGGACGUACGGGGAGGGCGAAAGAACGAGUCGAGUUCACAAAAUGGCGGCCAAGCUCAGGCCCGUGACCAUAUAGUACGUGAAAAUUCGAUAAUUUUGCACGAUGUCGCGACUCUAUACAUCAAUAGUCGUUUAAUAUUGCGAAUACGUGUAUACGCGGUAGUUUAAUUAUUAAAUUAACGUGGUUUUGUGCGUAGUGUGUGUACGAUUGAGAUUUCAGUGCGACGCGCAGACGGAACGAUGCAGAAAACAUUAGAAUCUGAGUCUGGUAAGGAAUCUGGAUCCGAUUCUGAAAAUGAAAGUAAGAGUGAUAGCUCUUCCUCAGGAAGCAAUACAGGGUCUGGUUCAGGAUCAGAAAGUGACUCUAGCUCCUCAAGUGGUUCCGGGUCUGGAUCAGGUUCUGAUUCUGAUAAAUCUGAGAAGUCGGAUGCACCUGCACAAAGUGAUAGCUUCCAGAGCAAAAGUUCAAAUCACAGCACAGAAACAAAAGUUAGGCUUAAGAAUGAGUCUAGUCGCGAAUGGGAUGAAAAUCCUGACAUAUAUGGCAUCAGGAGAUCUGGGCGUUCUAGAAAAGAGCCUGAAAGGCUUGCUCCACAACGUGAAAGCGAUAGCGAUAGUCGCAAGAAAUUUAAAAAAAAGGGUUCACAUAAUUCGUGGAACUCUGAAAGUUCAGAUUCCGAAUCUGAGGAUGUUGAAAACAGAAGACCUCCCCCUAGUAAAUCGUUAAAUAGACGUGCAGCACAAAAAGCAAAAGAGAAAGCUAGGCCUCGAAAAAAACGAAUUUCUGAAUCAUCUGAAAAUUCUUCUUUCGACAGCGAUGAUAAUAGAAGGCAAGUUACAAGAAGAACUGGUACCGCAAUUAGUUACAAAGAAGAAAGUGAAGAAAGAACUGAUAGUGAAGAUUUAGUAGAAGUUGAUGAAGGUAGCACUGCAACUGCAGAACCAGAUAAUGCAGAAACAGUUGAACGAAUUUUAGGUCAAAGACUUGGCAAAAAAGGAGUAACAGGGAAUGUUACGACAAUAUAUGCUGUUGAAGAAAAUGGAGACCCAAAUCCGGAAAACUUAUCUAAUGAAGAAACUGAAAUGCAGUAUUUAAUAAAAUGGAAAGGAUGGUCUCAUAUACAUAACACGUGGGAAUCAGAAGAAUCUUUAAAAGCACAGAAAGUAAAAGGAUUAAAAAAAUUAGAUAAUUUUAUUAAAAAAGAACGAGAAAUUAAACAAUGGAGAGAUUGUGCUGGACCUGAAGAUAUAGAUUAUUUUGAAUGUCAAUUAGAACUUCAACAAGAUCUUUUAAAGAGUUAUAACAAUGUUGAAAGAAUUAUUGCUGAGUACAAUAAACCCGAUUCAGAACAUCCUGAUUAUUAUUGUAAAUGGGAAAGUUUACCGUAUGCUGAGGCCACAUGGGAAGAUGGAGCAUUGAUUGUUAAAAAGUGGCCAGAAAAAAUUAAAGAAUUUCGUGAAAGAGAAGAUUCGAAAAGGACACCCAGCAAACAUUGCAAAGUCCUCAAAUCAAGACCCAAAUUUCAUCAACUCAAAGGACAACCAGACUAUAUGGGAAAAGGGCGAGACUUAACUCUUAGAGAUUAUCAGAUGGAUGGAUUAAAUUGGAUGAUUCAUUCUUGGUGUAAAGAAAAUAGUGUUAUUUUAGCAGAUGAGAUGGGUCUUGGUAAAACUAUACAAACAAUAUGCUUCCUUUAUUAUUUGUUUCACACGCAUCAAUUGUACGGGCCAUUUUUAUUAGUAGUUCCUCUUUCAACAAUGACUUCCUGGCAAAGAGAGAUGUCACAGUGGGCUCCAGAUAUGAAUUUCGUCACGUAUUUGGGUGAUGUUACCUCUCGUAAUGUUAUUAGAGAAUAUGAAUGGUGUUACAGUUCAAAGAGACUAAAAUUUAAUGCCAUACUUACAACAUAUGAAAUAGUACUUAAAGAUAAAGCAUUUUUGGGUGCCUUAAAUUGGGCGGUGUUGUUGGUGGAUGAAGCACAUCGACUGAAGAACGAUGAUUCGCUUUUGUACAAAGCGUUGGCUGAAUUUCAUACAAAUCACCGUCUAUUGAUAACUGGUACUCCCCUACAAAACAGCUUAAAAGAAUUAUGGGCCUUACUACACUUCAUAAUGCCUGCUAAAUUUGCUUCGUGGGAAGAAUUUGAAAAAGAACAUGACAAUGCCGCUCAAAAAGGAUAUUCUAAGUUACACAAACAGUUAGAGCCUUUUAUUUUACGACGCGUUAAAAAGGACGUAGAAAAAUCUUUACCCGCUAAAGUUGAACAAAUUUUGCGAGUAGAAAUGACAUCUUUACAAAAACAAUAUUAUAAAUGGAUAUUAACCAAAAACUAUAAUGCAUUACGAAAAGGUGUUAAAGGUUCUACUAUGACGUUCCUAAAUAUCGUUAUCGAAUUAAAAAAGUGCUGUAAUCAUGCCUUUCUCACAAAACCGACUGAAAAUGAGAAAAAAGAAAGUAAUGAAGAUUACUUGCAACAGCUAAUUCGUGGUUCUGGGAAAUUAGUUCUUCUCGAUAAACUGCUGGUGAGAUUACGUGAAACUGGUCAUAGAGUAUUAAUAUUUAGUCAAAUGGUCAGAAUGUUAGAUAUUCUCGGCGAAUAUCUACAAAAGAGGCAUUUUCCAUUCCAAAGAUUAGACGGAAGUAUAAAAGGAGAACUAAGGAAACAGGCGUUAGAUCAUUUUAACGCUGAAGGUUCACAAGAUUUCUGUUUUUUGUUAUCAACAAGAGCAGGUGGUCUUGGUAUUAAUCUAGCCACUGCCGAUACAGUCAUUAUUUUUGAUUCAGAUUGGAAUCCACAAAAUGAUUUACAGGCACAAGCCAGAGCGCACCGUAUUGGACAAAAGAAUCAGGUUAAUAUUUAUCGCUUAGUAACAAAAAAUUCUGUGGAAGAAGAAAUAGUAGAAAGAGCGAAGCAGAAAAUGGUUCUGGAUCAUCUUGUAAUUCAACGAAUGGACACAACUGGUCGAACAGUAUUAGAUAAGAAAAAUGCAGGGACCAAUAACAAUCCGUUUAAUAAAGAAGAUCUGAAUGCUAUUUUAAAAUUUGGUGCUGAAGAUUUAUUUAAAGAUGAAGAAGAUGGGGACGAAGAACCGACUUGCGAUAUCGACGAAAUUCUGAGGAGAGCGGAAACACGAGAUGAAGGCCCUUCAACAGUUGGAGAUGAAUUGUUAUCUGCUUUCAAAGUAGCUAGUUUUGCUGCGUUUGAGGAAGAAUCUGAACCCGUUAAUCAGCUUAAUGACAAUGACGAUGAAAGCAAAGAUUGGGCGGAAAUCAUACCAGAAAAUUUCAGAAAGAAAGUUGAAGAAGAAGAAAAAUCAAAAGAAAUGGAAGAUUUGUACUUACCACCGAGAAGUCGGAAAACAUUGCAGCAAAUUAAUCAAGGUGAAGGAAGGGGCAGAAAGCGAAAGAAACUAUCUGGCGAUGAGUCUGAUGAAGGUGAAGAAACUGGCAGUGAGGCUGAAGGUAGUGACGAUGAACGUCCUAAGAAACGAGGUAGACCAAGAGUCACACCUCGAGAAAAUAUAAAGAGUUUCACCGAUGCAGAGAUACGAAGAUUUGUUAAAAGUUACAAGAAAUUCCCGGCACCGUUGAAACGAUUAGAUGAUAUAGCGGCAGAUGCUGAAUUACAAGAAAAACCAAUGUCAGAAUUGCGUUUCUUAGGAGAUCAAUUAAUAUCUAGAUGCGAUGCUUGUUUAUCUGAAUUUGAAAGUACCGCGAAAGAAAAUAAGGGAGAAGAAGAGGGCAAAGGUCCUGGCCGUAAAAGGGGCAGAGGACCUACGUUUAAAAUUGGCGGUGUUAUGGUUAAUGCAAAGUCUUUCGCAGCUGCUGUAAAAGAACUAGAACCUCUGGAACAAGCUUUGCCAUCUGACUCUGAACAACGGUCUAAUUGGCAUCUUGAUAUUAAAUUAAAACCUGCAAAUUUCGAUUGUGACUGGAGUUCUGAAGAUGACACUAGGCUCUUGAAAGGUAUAUAUCAGCAUGGAAUGGGUUCGUGGGAAGCGAUAAAGAUGGAUAACACUCUGAAACUUGGUGAUAAAAUUUUCCCAAAUGGUAGUAAACUUCAUUUAAAAAAAAUAAAUGCUCGUGCUGAAUACCUCUUAAAAGUCCUGAAGAAACAAAUUGAUUCAAAAUUAGGGGUGACUAAAGCAAGGAAGCCGCGAAAACCGAAAGAAGUUAAAAGUGCUAUCACAAAGGAGAUCAUAGAAGAAAAUGAUAGCUCGGGUGAAGAAAGUAGUAAAUCAAAAAAUAAGCUUGAUAAGCCACUUGUAAAGAAAGAAGAUGAAAAUGUAAUAAAAAAAGAAAUUAAGGAAGAAAGUGAAGAUGUAGCUGAAGAAAGGAAAAAGGAGAAGAAAACUAAAAAGGAAAGAAAAGAAAAUAAAAAGGCUAAAAAGGCUAGCAAACAAGCUGCAGGUCCAAUGCAUUUCACUGCAAAUAAUGAACCGAGAGCUUUGGACGUCCUUGGCGAUUUAGAUCCUUCUAUAUUUAACGAGUGUAAAGAAAAGAUGAGACCAGUGAAAAAAGCACUGAAAGCUUUAGACAGACCUGAUCAAUCACUCAGUGAAGCAGAACAAGUUGCCCAUACGAGACAGUGUCUUGUACAAAUUGGAAACCAAAUUAAUACAUGUUUAGAGGAAUACAGAGAUCCAGAACAGAUCAAAGAAUGGAGAAGCAAUCUCUGGUAUUUUGUGUCGAAAUUUACGGAGUUCGAUGCAAAGAAGCUUUACAAAUUAUACAAACACGCGACGAAAAAAGGAGGUGAAAGUAAUACGAGUGCUACAUCCAGUCCCGAAAAGAAAGACGAGCCAAGUAGUACAAAGAAAUAUAAUGAGAAACAUAUCGAAAAACAACAAGUAGAAAGUAGUAAAGAAAGUAGAUUACCAAAACGCAGAAUCGAAGAUACGGAAGAAAAUUCAAAUAGUAGUACGCCAAGUAAAAAACACCUGUCAGCUAUAUCUGCUGUUAGUAACAUUGGCAGUACUUCUGCAGUGACUAUCGGUGCUAUCACUAUAACUCCUAUUACGUCAACUCCAAAUUCUACAUCAAGUACCACUAAUAGCGUGGAUACGCCACGGCACAAAGAAAAGGAAUCAAAACACAAAGACAUAAAGAGGGACAGGGAACGCGAUAGGGACAGAGAUCGAACUCAUAGCGAUCGAAAUAUGGACAGAAUGAGUGGAGGAAAAGACGAGAGGAUUAGAAGAGACAGUGGAGGUUACAGUAUAGGUGGACAUUACAGUGGUAGUAGGGAAGAUGACCAUUGGGUAUCUCGCGACGGAAGAGAUAUUCGGGAUGGAAGAUUUGGAGACCAUAAACGUGAUCGUUUUGAUUCUUAUGGACGAAUGUCUAGUGGAUAUCACCGAGACAGAGACAGGGAACGUGACCGUAGUAUGCACAUAAAUGACAAGAGAAGCGAUUAUUACAGAUAUCCAUCGGGACCACCAAGUUACGGAUAUGGUCCAGGAGGAUAUGGGGGCGGAGGUGGUGGUGGUUAUCCUCAAUCUGAUAUUCCACCAAGCCAUUUUAGGGGUCGUGGUUACCCCGGAGACAGUUAUCCUAGUAGUGAUUGGCGACCGAACAAAGAUUAUAGAAGAGAUUACGACAGAAGACCACCUCCUCCAAAUGCUAACUCCUAGUGCUCCUUUUUCUUGUUAUCACUCUCAAAUGUGUCGUUGAACGGCUGUAACUUUAAUGGAGCCAUUAUUGUUUUACCUGACUGAGCAUUGUACAUUAUGCUCGCUUAAACGUGGCUAUAUGCUAACUUCUUUACACAGUUUAUUCUGUGAUUUAGUACCACUCGUGACUUGUAUCUAUGUAUAAAAUCUAUUCCAAUGCUUACUUAAUAUGCAAAACGAUUGUACUAUGAUCGAAUGGUCUUUUUUUUUUAAGACUUUUCAGGAGAGGUUGUGCACAGAAAACAAGCUGCUACAUAUUAUUGGUAUUAUAAUUAAUAUUUCUUUUCGUAUAUGUCAUCUUUUGCAAAAUAAUGGUAUUGAAGUUUUAAGUUUAUAUUCACCAAUCUUUUUUCAUACACGAAUAAUUAUGUUUCUAUCCGUAAAUCUGUUUGAUUACAGUGCAAUUACAGUAACAUUUGAUAAUGAACUAAAAAUCAGUGAAUGUGUUUGUAGUGUAUACUAUUACGUACAGUGUUAAAAUUCGUAAUCUGAAGUGUAUGCCUUCCUAAAUCAUAUGUAAUAUAUUUUGCAUUUUCAAUACUGAUGAUAUAUGUUCAAUAGAUGUUUAACUUCUAUACAGUUAUUCACUAUUUUAAACUAUGUAAUCUUUCAACAUAUGUCUUCAGAUUUUUAUGAUUGAUUUAUAGUUUAAUAAUUCAUCUACACAUUGAUCGAUAUCUCAUUGCAUUGCAAUAGAUACAUCAAUCAUCGACUGUUUUACUUCAUACAAUGAUAUCUGUAAAAUUGUACAAAUUAGUGAAUGUUAUAUAAAUUUUCUAUUAACUGAACAUCCACAAAAUUUUACAUCAAAAGAAACCAUGUAGAGUAACGGAAUACACGUGUAUUUAUUGUAAAAUUAGGAACAAAAUGACAAAUAUGGUAUUUGCCAACAAGAUAAUUACAUUCUUAAAAGAGAAAAAAAAUAUUAACUUUCUCCUCUUUUAUAGAAUUUAUACUUUCGCAAUUGAGAAGUAGAUAAGAAUUAUAUUUUUGCGUUCAUUCUUUUAAAGUACCAUAGUUUUGUAUUCUAUCCAAGACAAUGUGAGAUAUUGUAAAUAUUAGUAUAAGGUGAUAGUUAUAUUCGAUGUAUAUUUAACUCCGGAAUAACUCACAUAGUAUUCUGCUUUCGUGUAGAAGAAAAAAUAAAAAGACUAGCUCCCUUAGUUUUGCUUCAGUUAAAAACAUUUGAAUAUAACUAUGAUAUUGUAAGUAGAAAGAAGAGUAAUUGGUUUUUAAUUAUUCAACAAUCAUUAUCCAAAAAAGUAUUAAAAUAUUUCUGGACUAAAUUUUAGUGAGGAUUUAUAAUUUGUAUUUCAUGGUUUAUCUAAUAGGAUGUCACGAGCAAUAUAAAUUGCGUUAUAUUUUCGUAAUAGAUACUUGCGAAUUUUAUAUUCAUCCAAAAACUGAAAGU